Caenorhabditis briggsae is the source of this 7779-nucleotide messenger RNA. It is a transcript of the gene Cbr-fmi-1, whose product is annotated as Protein CBR-FMI-1. Gene Ontology annotation, molecular function: calcium ion binding; G protein-coupled receptor activity. Gene Ontology annotation, biological process: homophilic cell-cell adhesion. The record is from RefSeq and is a predicted model, not a curated record. NCBI's taxonomy places the organism in Eukaryota, Metazoa, Nematoda, Chromadorea, Rhabditida, Rhabditidae. Gene Ontology annotation, cellular component: plasma membrane.
AUGAUGCUUAACAAAAUUAUGUUUCUUCCGUUUUUUAUCACCUCAUCAUUACUACUAGUCAGUGCUUUGACAGAAGACAAGUAUUAUUCAUCUGAACCUAUUUCUGUAGUUUGUAAACCAUGUGCAGUUCCAUCAAGUAGUUUUGUUAUCUGGCUACCAGCUUCUCGACCACCAUGUUUGCAUCCAGGUCAACCUAUAAUUCAUUGGCCUGAUUCCUCUUCUUCUGAUAUUACUUCUUGUCCUAUUCCUGGAUUUCCGGACUCUAUCCAAUCCUCUCAACUCUCACUUCUUGAUGAUGGUCUACUUUUGACCAAAGAGAGAGUUUGUUUCUUUGAUGGACCAAUUGACUUUCACUAUAAUUAUGUUUGUGAUGGACAAAUUUAUCAGUCAAAAAUGAGGAUUGGGCAUUCUGUUGCUUCAAUGAAGAAACUCGAAAUCCGAAGAACAAAAAGAUGGGCUCGAAGAAGGAACCCAGACGCAAACGCAGUGCAUUUUCAGCAAGAAAAAUACGUAAAAGAGCUGCCAGAAGAUACACCAAUAGAAACCGUAAUUGCAUCUGUAAAAGCGUCUCAUGCAUCUUCCCAACCUCUCUACUACUCCAUGGUUGCUCCUCAAGAUUCAAGAUCUCAAAACUUGUUCACUCUGGAUACGAUGAGUGGAGAGAUUCGACUGGCAAAAAGUAUGGAUCGAGAAGUACUGGAUAAGCAUAUUCUCAAGGUGACAGCCUACGAGAGAGUCGAUCCAACGAUAUCUGCGAGUACUACGGUCGUCGUUCACGUCCUAGAUGUCCAAGACAAUAGUCCCAUUUUCGAAAAGGAUUCUUAUUUUGGAGAAAUCCGCGAAGAUGCUCCGAUUGGUACUACUGUUCUCUCCGUAUUUGCAAGAGACUUGGAUUCUGAAGAAAAUGGAGAAGUCGAGUAUUCUCUGGGUGAAGGAAAUGGAAAGAAUCUGUUGGCCAUCAAUUCCAAAAGUGGAGUUAUUCAAACAGCGGCUCCUUUGGAUCGAGAAACUCUCUCUUUGAUUCGAUUGGAUGUGAUAGCAAGUGAUAAAGGGAUUCCAAAGAAAGAAUCAAAAGCUCUCGUGGAGAUUACUGUACUUGAUGUCAAUGAUAAUGCGCCAGUAUUUGCAUCUGAUUCUUACAUCACCAUCUUGGAGAACAUCACCCUCCCUACCGUUAUAGCAACAGUGAAAGCUACAGAUGAAGACUUUGGAACCAAUGGAAAAGUUCAUUAUUCUAUGGCUUCAUCUUCUGGAAUCGGUGGACUUACCAUUGAUUAUUCAUCUGGAGAAGUGACUCUUCGAGAAAGAAUCGAUGCCAAAAACUCCCCAAUAACAGCAAUAAUUCGAGCAAAAGAUGGUGCACAACCUGCACUUUCAAGCACUGUUUCACUCACAAUCCAUGUGGUUGAUAUCAAUGAUCAUGCUCCUACUCUGAUUGCUGCGCAGAAGAUGAUUACACUUGAAGAGAAUGUAGCAAUUGGAGAAGAAGUUGGAAGAGUUUAUGCCAUUGAUGAAGAUUCUGGACCAAACGGAAUCAUUAGAUAUUCUAUUGAAGGAUCAGAAGAUUUCAUCAUCGAUGAGGAUAGCGGUGUUAUCAAAACGACUAAACUUCUUGAUCGAGAAACGACUGCUAGAUACAGUCUGAAGGUAACUGCUAGAGAUAUGGGAACUCCUCCUUUGAAUACCUCUACUACAAUGACAGUGGUUUUGAAAGACAUCAAUGACAACGCUCCGAUAUUCGACAAAAAAGAAUAUAAUGUGACGAUUUCUGAAGAGAUGCCACGUGGAAGUCAGAUCAUCAAAUGGAAAGCAGUGGAUAACGACGAGGAUCAGAAGAUCACUUACCGUAUCGAGGAGGCUGACAGAGAUGUGUUCAGUAUUCUGGAUAUAGGAGAUCAGGGAGCAAUUUUAAGUGUAUCGGGGCAGUUGAACAAACAAGAUCACAAAAUAAGAGUGGAAGUAUCAGCAACUGAUCAAGGAGGUCUACAAGGAAGAUGUGUUGUCAAUGUCUUUAUUGAUGAUGUUAACUCGGCUCCGUAUUUUAAUGACCAUCCAUUUUCGGUGAAAAUUCCAGAACAUUCUCCGAUUGGAUAUCCUGUUAUCAGCAUGAAGGUUUGUGAUUUUGCUAAUGGUUUUCGAUUUAUUUCUAAACUUUUUCCAGCUGAAGACCAUGAUCGUGGAGAUAACGCUCGUUUGGUUUAUUCAAUUGAUUCUAAUCAGUUCUUCAAAAUAGAUCCUUCAUCUGGUGAUAUUUCCGUUGCUUCUGAUCUUGACCGCGAAGAUCGUGCCACGUUUUCCGUCAUCGUGACAGCUUCAGACCACGCCACUCCACCGCUUAACACAUCAACACAAAUCGAAGUGAUUCUGGAUGACAUAAACGACAAUGCUCCACAAUUCACGUCUUCAAGCUACGCUGCCACCAUUUCAGAAGAUAUUCCAGUUGGAACUUCCUUCCUUCAGGUAUCAGCGAUAGACGCUGACAUUGGUUCAAAUGGAAUCGUCGACUACUUCCUAAACGAAUCUUCCUCAUCUCCAGCUAUUCAUCUUUUUCGACUUGACAGAACUUCAGGAACUCUUCGUGUCAGCUCAAAACUUGAUCGAGAACAGUUUGCAGUAAUUUUACUCCCUAUAUUUGCAAGGGAUCGUGGAACACCGUCACUCUCGGCUUCUUCUGAAAUCACAUUGACACUUUCUGAUGUGAAUGACAAUGCCCCUUCGUUUGAACAACUUUCCUAUGAUCUAUAUAUUGCUGAAAAUGCUCCAGCUGGGUCUACAGUAGGAACAAUUGUGGCAAGAGAUGCUGAUGAGGGAGAGAAUUCUGACAUUUCUUUCCGAAUUUUCGGAGGAACAGAUGCAAAACUCUUUGAUAUUGAAGAAGACGCUGAACAAAAUGGAGUUGUGCGAAUUCUCACUCGUGCUGAAUUUGACUACGAAGCCAAAUCCAACAAGUUCUUUUUUGAACUCCAAGCCAGCAGUGGACAACUUUCGUCAACAGUUCCCGUUCGGAUCCACGUAUCAGAUGUGAACGACAAUAAACCAGUUCUGAAGGAUUUUGUGAUCCUCAUGAACCGAUUUGAUAAUGUUCAAAUGGCUAAACAAAUCGGAUUCAUCCCAUCGUUUGACCCAGAUCAAAAUGCAACUCUCGAAUAUUUUUUGGAGGAAAACGAUUUGAUAGAAGCUGAAAAGUACACUGGAAAAAUUCUAGUAAAACAAGAAUGGAAACGAAACAUGGAUGUUUCAUUCAAAACAUGUGUUUCUGACGGUGCCAAUACUGAAUGUGCUACAUGUAGAUUUAUCCAUGUUCUCGUGGAACCAGACUGGUUGGCUGAAAGUUUUACGUUGAGUCUUGCCAGGAUGACUGUCGAUGAUUUCUGGGAUCCAUUGGUGUUCCAGAGAUUCAGAGAUGCGAUGUCUACGUUGAGUAAUUGGAAACCAUCUGACAUCCAUGUCAUUGGUGUCAAGCAGCACCUUGAUGACGUCAUCUAUAUUAAUUUGGCAAUUACGGACCACGGAAGGGUUGUACGAGGUUGGAGGGCAAUCGAGUUGGUGAAAGAAUCGAUCAAGAAGUUGGAGAAGAUGACAUUGUUGCAAGUUGAAGUGAUCCGAGAUGAAUCUUGUGCGAAUGAGCCAUGUUCCCAUAUGGCAAAGUGUCGACAAACUCAGAAGUUUGUGGGAGAAAUGAAGGCUCAUGAGACUGACAACUUCAUUGCUCGAACCCUAAACACCGUCAACACUUUCGUCUGCGAAUGUCCUUCUGGAUUCACAAGUUCGGAUGGUCGUGGAGAAUGCGACACACGUCUUGAUGAAUGUUACCGUGGCAGGUGCUCCAAUAAUUCGACUUGUGUCGCCUACGAGAACACAUAUCGCUGCGAGUGUAAGCCUGGUUGGAUAGGUCGUCACUGUGAAAUAUCAGUGCAUGCUCUAACAUGUGUUCCUGGAUACUGUAUGUCAGAUUCUCUCUGUGAAUUGGAAGGCAAUCGAAUGAGAUGUCGUCACUGUAAAUACCAAGGAGAGGAUACAGAUGAAAGAUGUCGGUUGAGAAGUGUAUCUUUCGAAGGAGAAGGCAUCCUCAAUGUAAACCUAGACUUGCCACGUACUCAAUGGACCAUGAAGUUCAGAAUAUCAACAAUUGCACACGACGGUGUUUUGGUAUUCACGGGAGACAAAAGAAGCGACUUUGUCGAAGUUUCCAUUGUAGAUCGAGUUCUAAAGGUUCAAUUCUCAUUGGGCGGGGAAAAAGCUGAUGCAAAAAUGGAGAAUGAUGUGGAGAAUCGGGUGAAUGAUGGUGAAUGGCAUACUGUAACUGUUGAGUUCUCUAAUAAGCAAAUAACGAUGUCACUUGAUGAUUGUGAAACUCAUCCAUCACUUCUUCUGAAUUCAUCUCCAAAUUGUGCUGUUCGUGCAAAACUGAAUCUAGAGAAAAAAUGUGAAGAUCCAACUGUCCCAUGUUAUCGUUAUAUGGAUGUAUCAAACGGUUUAUUCCUUGGAGGAAGACCGGGAACUUCCAAGCAGAUUGAGAAGGCCUUCUCCGGAUGUAUAUCUGAUUUAUCUGUUGACAAAGAAGACGUGGAUUUCUCAACUAUAAAAGAAAUGCACAAAGUGGGUCAUGUUCAUGAAGGAUGUCGCCAACGUCGAGACUUCUGCUCAUCUUCGGAUGGACAAUGUUCAGCUACAACAAAAUGUUCGAACCGUUGGGGUGGACGUAUUUGCAGUUGUCCUCAGGCGGUUCAUUCACUUGGAGAAUGUAUUGUUCCUGUUGGAAAUCAAGAUCUUCGUGGUCAUUCUCUAUUCGAGGAGGAAUCUUUUGUUCUAUAUCAACCUGCUCAAGUAUCCGUUCCAUUUGAAGUCUCAUUUGAAUUCCGAUCUUCCCGAGCUGAUAUGCAAGUUUUCGCACUGGAAUUCACUCAAAGAAGCGUUCACUACAAUCUUGAAAUUGACGAUGGAACACUGAAAUACAAUAUUGGAGACUCUUCAGUCGAACUUCCAUCUCCUGAAAUCACUUCAAAACAUUGGAUGAAUGUUGUCGUGAAAUUCGAAGCUGAUUCAGUGGCAACAAGUAUUAAUGGAAUUUAUUCGGCAGAGGCUAAAACUUCAAUCGCAGAUAUGAAUUUGGAAAGUCUGUAUUAUGGAAUCGCCCCAGGAACAGGACAUCCAUCUCGAUUUGAAGGAUGUAUUCGAAAUGUGAUGGUUGAUGGAAGACCAGUUUCUGUUAAGAAGAAGGGAAAGACUAGAGCUGGAUGCGUUGUACCAAACCGAUGUUCCGUCGAUUCAAUCUGUCCAUCAGACAGAGAUACGUGUCUUCCAGUAUGUUCUGUAGCUAAUGUGUGUUCGUCUGGAACUUGUGUUGCCUCAAAUACAACAACCGGAUACGAAUGCAUUUGCCCGCCAGGAAGAACCGGAAAGAAUUGUCAGCUGGAAGCUCCCAAACAGAUUUGUCCAUCCGGAUGGUGGGGUACUUUCCCUCGAUGUCGAAGAUGUGCAUGCUCACAAUCGAAAGGUUAUGAAUCACAAUGCGACAAGAAGACUGGAGCUUGUUUGUGCAAAAAGAGUCAUUUCUCGACAAUCAAUGGAUGUGUAAAAUGUGAAUGUGGAUCCGGAUCAGAGAGUACAGAAUGCUCUUCUGAUGGGUAUUGCAAAUGUAAUGGAGAUUCUGUUGGAAGACGUUGUGAUAGAUGUUCAAGAUAUGAUCAUCAACUCGACUCAAAAACGUUGAAAUGUAGACCAGUAGCCGGAAAAUGUCCAUCAGAAAUAGAAUAUAGCAUUCAAUGGCCAAUAAGUCAAAAAGGAUCAAUUGUGAGACAGUCUUGUCCAAUUGGAGAAAGUGGCCUGGCUACAAGGAAAUGUCUGGAAACAGGAAGAUGGUCAGAUGUGAACGCAUGGAAUUGUACUCGCCCAGAAUACUCGAUUAUGGUCAACAAAUUCGAUAUUUUGGAGCCUGCAAAACUUUUGACAAUGGUAUCAAAUGCAACAAAUACAGAAUCAUCGAUCCGUGGAAGGAAUCAACAAAUCGCCGCAGAAGCAUUGAGUAGAUUAGUUGAUCAUGAACAAAUGAUUCCGCUAAAAGGAAGAGCACAUAUCAAGGAUAUGACAUUCACGGAAAGAUUAAUUGAAGCAUUGGGAAGAGUUAUGAGUGAACAACCAGCUGAUGAGUAUUCGACAAUGAUCGCAAAACUGUGGAGUUAUGCUGAAACUGUAGCCGAAACACACGAAAGUGUUUCUUUUUUGUCUCCAUUCUUUGUUACCAAUGAUCACAUUGUUUUCGCUUCUGACAAACUUGACUUUGGAAAUAUGCUUCCGAAGUUUAACAACUUCGUGGAUCUUCGUCCAACUGGAUUCCCUAGAGUUCGUGCAAUUGUCACAGGAACCACUCAAGUAGUCUACUCCAUCGUACCGUAUCCAAGAUGCGAUCGAUGUGAGAAUCCAAUGAUCGCAGUUGUUGCCAAUACUACUGACCCAAUUAUUGUGGAGUUUGAAAUCGAUGAAGAUGAUGGAUGGAAGUAUCCGGAAUGUGUUCGAUUUGAUGAUCAAUCUGGAGCAUGGACUAAUCGUGGAGCAUCCUUGAUCGGUUUAAAUCUCACUCAUGCUGCUUGUGAAUACGAUCGAAUUGGAGUAUUCACCAUGUUUGUGAAUGAUCAUUCGAACUCUAUUGUACGAGUUGCUCAAAUCGAUGACAUGACAUCUCCAGCAAUCGCGGGUGUUGCUCUCUUCCUCUGCUUCCUCUCCAUUCUUCUGACUAUUUCAAGAAAAAGUCUAAAAACGCAUUCAGUUCGAAUUGGAUUCAUUCUUUUCUUUGCCAUCAACGUUUUGAAUUUGUUCUUCGUUCAUAAGACAGCUAUCAAUCAAGCAUUCUGCCCAGUCCGUAAUGCAAUGCUAUCAUUCACUUCAUCAUCUCCAUUCGCCUGGCUCUUCUUGUAUGGAUUAUACAUCUACAGAAUGUUGGCUGAUGGAUCUUCUUCUCCAAGUGUCGCUACAUCUCUGCUCGUUGGAAUCGUUUUCCCUUGUAUCAUCUCGUUCACCACUUUCUUCUUCACUGAUACCUGCUCUCUUUCUCCGCAUCUUUGGCUCUUCUGGUUCAUUGUUUUACCUAUUGGUUUAUUUCUUCUACUAUCAUUCUAUGCUGCCUCCACAUCAGUUCUUGUCAGUCUUCAUAAGAAAUACGAUGUCUUCGUCGCAAAAUAUAAUGUGAAGAAAGCAGUUUUCCAACAUUUCGUUUUGACUCUUUUCACUUUGGUAAUGACUUUAUCUGGAUUAUUCGCCAAUCAACUUCCCCUACCAAUGGAGAUUGUGGAAAUUUCCCAAUCCGUAAUCUACUUGAUAGCUUCAAUCGUGAUAUUCCUAUGGUGCAUCUGUGACAUGACCUCGAAAUCGACAGAUUCUAACCCUAAUAUGUGGCUGGAUACUCAGAAAUCAGUGAUGGCUGAAUCCACAAUGGCAGAUCCACAGUGUGCUUCUCCAUUACUGUCACCUCAAAACCACCAUCACGAUGCUGGAGUUGAUCCUGAUUGGAUGCCAGAUGUGAUUCCAAAUAAUCAUCAUUUGUCAUCGAUCAACGAGCCAGAUACUCCACGACGUCAACUUCAGCCUCAGAACCGAGAAGUCAUUAAUAUUCUCUCAUCACCUGAUAAGAUUCUGAACGAAGGAAUCGGUCACGUAUACCGUAAUAACAUGGGAUCACUCCCACGUCUCCGGAGUGAGCAAGACGAAGCUGAUGAUGCAUAUUAUACUUAUACGGCAUCCAGAAGAUACAAAAAUACAACUUCUACUUUUAAUCGAGAAUAG